AGCCGGAGCUGAAGAUCCUCGCUUCCAAACUUCUAAGGGCCCUUCACCAUUCCCUAGGCGUGAAGAUGGUGAUGUCCCACGGCACCUACACCUUCCUCACCUGCUUUGCUGGCUUCUGGCUGAUCUGGGGGCUCAUUGUAUUGCUGUGUUGCUUCUGCAGCUACCUGCGGAGGCGCAUGAAACGGCGGCAAGAGGAGCGGCUGCGGGAGCAGCACCUGCGCACCCUGGAGAUGGAACCUCUGCACUAUGAGGGCUAUGGGGGCCCCGCCUAUGGGGGCCCCGCCUACGGAGGCGGUUACAUGAGAAACUCGCCGGGCAUUGCUAUGCCCCACCGGAUCCGCAUUGAGCCGCAUCGCCCCCACCUCCCACCCCCAAGGCCCUGGAGCUGCAGGCAUGAGCCUGAUCCGUCCAAGCCCCCUUGCUACGAGGAAGCAGUGCUGAUGGCCGAGCCCCCGCCGCCUUACAGCGAAGUGCUGACGGACACCCGGGGCUUGUACCGCAAGAUCAACGCUCCCUUCCUGAGCCACGAGCAGCCGGAGAAGCAAGAGCAGCCGCCCAGCUACAAGCCCCUCUUCCUGGACCGAGGCUACGGCUCAGCCCUUCACCUGCCCAGCUCAACCGGCCGGGGCCCCACCUGCGCCAAUAUCUACCUGGAGUCGGAGCAUUCGCAGCGCAUCUUCCCGAGCUGGACAGACUCAGAACUCAGCACCAGAGACAGCUACGAGCCCGGGCCCUGGCACCUGCCUGUCUCUAUGCCUUUGUUUGGCAGGACUACGGCAGUCUGA
Euleptes europaea (tarantolino) is the source of this 785-nucleotide messenger RNA. It is a transcript of the gene PRR7, whose product is annotated as proline rich 7, synaptic. The record is from RefSeq and is a predicted model, not a curated record. NCBI's taxonomy places the organism in Eukaryota, Metazoa, Chordata, Lepidosauria, Squamata, Sphaerodactylidae. The coding region runs from base 66 to 785 and encodes 239 amino acids. The transcript is spliced from 2 exons.